UUUUUUUUCCUCCUCUUCCAAUAGGUCUAUUGCCUCGCCAGCAUGCCAUUCGUCAAGACAGUAAAGAAUAAGGCUUAUUUCAAGCGAUACCAGGUCAAAUAUCGUAGAAGACGCGAGGGCAAGACCGAUUAUUAUGCUCGUAAAAGACUUGUUGUACAGGCAAAGAAUAAGUAUAAUUCUCCAAAAUACCGAUUAGUAGUUCGUUUCACCAAUACGGACGUCAUUGUUCAAAUUAUUUAUGCGAAACUUGAUGGAGACUUUGUCCUAACGGCCGCUUAUUCGCAUGAAUUAAAAAAAUAUGGUAUUAAAAUUGGACUUACAAAUUGGGCCGCAACGUACGCCACUGGAUUGCUUGCAGCUCGAAGAGUUCUCACCAAACUUGGAUUAGCCGACAAGUAUCUAGGCAUCACUGAACCGGACGGUAAAGUAGCACCCAUUGAAGAACUUGAAGAUGCUCCACGCCCUUUUAAAGCUUUCUUGGAUGUAGGCUUAAAACGUACAUCUACAGGAUCUAAAGUGUUUGCAGCUCUUAAAGGUGCAAGUGAUGGUGGUAUUUUCAUUCCUCACGGUGAAAAUCGGUUUCCUGGCUACGAUGCCGAAUCAAAAACGCUUGAUACAGAAGUCCUUCGUAAAUACAUUUAUGGUGGCCAUGUAGCCGAUUUUAUGCGUAUUCUACAGGAAGAAGAUGAUGAUAAAUUUAAAAAACAAUUUUCCAAGUUUAUUGAAGCUGGGGUUGGUGCGGAUGAUCUUGAAAAAGUAUAUAAAGAUGCACACGCUAAUAUUCGUGCGGAUCCUGUAUUUAAACCUACAGAGAAGAAGGACUACAAAGCUUCCAAGAAGUAUAAGAAAUAUCGAUUGAAUCUUAAACAGAGAAGAAAUAAGAUUGAACAAAAGAUCACAGCUUACAAACGGUCAAUAGAAAAAGAGGAAGAAUGAUUAUCAAUUACUAUUUAUCCUUUUACUUUAGUAAAAAGUAGAAAAAGUGAAAAAGUUUUAAUAUUAAAUAAAAAAUGCGUAUUAUGAAUUGACCUAGAAACGUUUUGCAGACAAAAAAAAUGUUUAUUAUGUAUAUAAUCAUUGAUUUUCUAAUUAAGUAUUAUUUACUUUAUUAAAAAGAAAAUACCAAAUUUAAUUAACUUGUUAAAAGAAUAAUG
Messenger RNA from Rhizophagus irregularis DAOM 181602=DAOM 197198, 1154 nucleotides. Its product is annotated as 60S ribosomal protein uL18. Gene Ontology annotation, molecular function: 5S rRNA binding; structural constituent of ribosome. The record is from RefSeq and is a predicted model, not a curated record. Lineage: Eukaryota; Fungi; Glomeromycota; Glomeromycetes; Glomerales; Glomeraceae. Gene Ontology annotation, biological process: translation; ribosomal large subunit assembly. Gene Ontology annotation, cellular component: ribosome; cytosolic large ribosomal subunit.